This is a messenger RNA of Dryobates pubescens (Downy woodpecker), 2827 nucleotides long. It is a transcript of the gene RBBP8, whose product is annotated as RB binding protein 8, endonuclease. The transcript is spliced from 18 exons. Gene Ontology annotation, cellular component: site of double-strand break. Gene Ontology annotation, biological process: DNA double-strand break processing involved in repair via single-strand annealing; double-strand break repair via homologous recombination. Bases 44 to 2746 code for a protein of 900 amino acids. The record is from RefSeq and is a predicted model, not a curated record. Gene Ontology annotation, molecular function: Y-form DNA binding; flap-structured DNA binding; double-stranded DNA binding. Lineage: Eukaryota; Metazoa; Chordata; Aves; Piciformes; Picidae.
GCCAGUUCUGCCAAGAAGAAGUUGGGAGCAGAGACAAAGCAAGAUGAAUGCAUCUGGAGCAAGCUGUGGGAGCCCUGGUUCUGCAGAGCCUGCAGGAGAUUUCUUCAAGGAGCUGUGGUCCAAGCUGAAGGAGUGUCACGAUAAAGAAGUACAAGGCUUACAGCUGAAAAUAUCUAAGCUGAAAAAGGAAAGAUGCUUGGAUGCAGAGAGGCUUGAAGAGUUUUAUACCAAGAACCAACAGCUCAGAGAACAGCAAAAAGCACUGCAUGACACUAUCAAGGUUUUAGAAGACAGGCUGAGGGCAGGGCUGUGCGACCGCUGCGCCGUGACUGAGGAGCACAUGAGGAAGAAGCAGCAGGAGUUCGAAAGCAUCCGGCAGCAGAACCUUAAACUCAUCACUGAGCUCAUGAAUGAAAAAAACAACCUGCAGGAUGAAAACAAGAAAAUAACUGAACAGUUCCAGCAAUUACAGAAGGAGUUGGAGCAGCGAAAGCAGCAGGCGGCGGAGCUGGAAGCCGAAGUCAUCCCAGAUUCGCCCGUGCUGAGCUCGUCGCUGUCGGCGGCCAGCCGCAUGAGGAGGAGGAAGGAGAGCAGGCACAUCCGCUACACCGAGCACAGCCCCCCGCGCCUGGGGGCCGGCGCCGCUGGUGAGGAGUUUGGAAAAAUUCCUCUCUUUUCCACACAAGUGAACAGUCAGCAUGGAGAAGAGAUACUGGUGGCAGACACCUGUGACCCACAGCUGUCCCCUGUACCAAGUAAACCCAAGGUGGGAGGCUAUCCUCUUCCAAAGCCAGCAUUUAACUUGGCUGCAGUUGUGGCAGAAACAAUUGGACUUGGUGUUCAAGAGGAACCUGAGUCCCAAAAUGUGCUGAGCCCUCCUCACACCAAUACUGCCCUGAGCCAGGCCCCAGAGAGCAUGCAGGCUGAAGACUCAAGAAAGCAUCCAGCUUCUGACUCAAGAAAUGAUGACAACAAUGUAGGCCUUUCAGAUGCAGCUCAGAGCACCCCACCACGUGCUGACUGGGAUCCUCAGGUAGCCUCUCCUGUCUUCGGAGCUCCUAGCAGUGUGAAGACCAACUCAAGUGCCAGCCGUGCCCCUUGUGUUGUAGAUUCAGGACUGAAGCCUAACCUCAAACCCAGCCUUUUCAACAAUCCUCCCUGUUCCAGAGCUCUUAAAAGUAGACCAAAAUCUGAAGAUGUUGCUUUUGUUGCACCCCUGAACCUGGGAGCAGAGAUCAACUCCGUUAUCGGCCAGGCCGCUCUCUGCAGGCAAAUGCUUGCGGGCGGCUCUUGCGCAGCCAAAAGCGAGGUGAGCAAGAGCGAUUUCCUGCCUGGGCAGCAGAAGCAGCUAGAAGGCAGGUGUGCUAAGAGAAAGCAAGCUGAAGAGGAGCGUGCAGGGAGCCGUGAGCAAGCGUCCUUCAACAAGGAGAAGUCGGUGCCCUGCGGCGCGGGGGCCCGGGCCGGCAGCGGGGAGCACGCGGCCGAUAAGCCUCUGGACCUCUCCGAUCGCUUCUCCGGAGCUCGCUGUCAGGAGAGGAGGCAGGGAGCUGAGGAGGCCUGUAAGAACAGACUGAAGCAGGUGACUCUGCAUGACAUUUUUUCACAGCUAGGGAAGCCUGUCCCCGAAGGUCCUUCGUCCAAUGCCAACAGUGAGAGCUGUUUGUUUGGCAGAGGUUUGCAAGAGGAGUCCUACCCGCAGGAGGCCACGCGGGGAAAGGCAUUCCCAGAGAAGAAAAGCCAGAGCCAGAUGAAAGAAGAAGUUCUUCCCUUCAAAGUCAGCCCACUGCCAAGUUCUGCAGAGACAGAGCAUCUCUUUGAUGACUUGAAGGUUGCCAGUGGCCAUGUACCACACAGAAAGAAAGCAAGGACAGGACAUGGAGAGUCUGAACCAGCAUCUGUACUUCAACCAAACCCUUGUAGACUAUCCAAAACUAAAGCCCUGCCAAGUGACCAAGAGCUGAAGGAGAAACCUUUAGAGAGCUUCCAGUGGAGCAUAGACCCAGGAGCUGACUUUUCACAGUACAAAAUGGAUGUUACAGUAAUUGACACAAAGGGUGGUUCUCAGUCCCGAGCCAGAGGGGAGGUGGAUCUGGAUUACACCUAUGUUAAUGAGAGUGUGCUCUUCAAACUGAAAACCCCAGAGCAAAGCCAGGACAGCAGCCCAGGAGGAGAGACAAAAAUGAAUGACAGCCUCACAGAGAUGUUUGAUAGGACAUCCCAUGAGGAUUAUGAGUCCUGCCUGGCAGGAGAGAGCCCUUCAGGGUGUGAGGAGAAGGAAGCUCUCCCUGAUGAAGAGCAGGAGAAAGGAAUCCCAGCAGCAAGCAAGAGACUGAAGAGUGAGCAGGAGGACAGACAAGAUAAAGCCAAGCAGAAAGCUUUUGUGGAGCCCUAUUUCAAAAGUGAUGAAAGGAGGAACCCUGUGCUGGAUUUCCCUCACAUUGAGAUCGUUCGGAAGAAGGAGGAAAGAAGGAAGCUGCCUGGCCACACCUGCAAGGAGUGUGAGAUUUAUUAUGCAGACAUUCCAGAAGAGGAGAGAGAGAAGAAGUUGGCUUCCUGCUCACGGCACAGGUUCCGCUACAUCCCUCCAAACAGCCCGGAGAACUUCUGGGAGGUUGGAUUCCCUUCCACCCAAACCUGUGUGGAAAGAGGCUACAUCAAGGAGGACGUUGGUCCCUGCCAGCGGCCCAAGCGGCGCCAGCCCUACGCCGUCAUGUUCUCUCCGAAAGCCAAAGAGCAGAAGACAUAAAGGCUGGGCCAGAGGGGCACAGCAGCCUGAGGAGUCUCUUUCCUGUCCUUAGCUAUUUAUAGUUAAUAUAAACCUGACCUG